This is a messenger RNA of Octopus bimaculoides (California two-spot octopus), 3829 nucleotides long. RefSeq lists its product as uncharacterized. The record is from RefSeq and is a predicted model, not a curated record. NCBI's taxonomy places the organism in Eukaryota, Metazoa, Mollusca, Cephalopoda, Octopoda, Octopodidae.
GAAAAAUAAUGACAACCUUCGUCACCACCAAGAUGCACCCUCCUUCGACCUGCUACAAAAAGCUCUAUACUGCGAUGCACUUCACAACAAUGCAACACUGCACAAGGAGUUUGCGGACCAUAGAAGCCGAUAAAUGUAUCAUUUCGACAGCUUCAUGCCCAGAAACUAACUGGGAGCACAUGCGUACAACGUUUUCACAGCAAACUCGAACAAGAAGCGGGGGAAGACUCCGCUGCUCGGCGAAAUACAUACAAGUUUUCGAUUUCAAAAAAUUCCAGUAUUUCAAGUAAACCAUGGUGCUUCUAUAUAAUCCCCAUUCUACCGAAUUCUGUCGCGAUACCCGCCAUUUACUGACGUUGUGGCUAUUGAUUGUUCCAUGCCUUUCUUUUCUUAUUUUACCAAAUACAUAUUUAAAGUGGAGAGGAAUUAUAUAAGAGAAGUAUAAGCAGCAUCGCAGAAUAUCAGAUGACAUUGGCAUAAAAGAAUAUCAUUUACCUGAGAUCCAUCAAUAUUUAUCAUCUUUUCAAGACAAACAGAUAUCAUACACAACAGAUGUGAACCCUCAUUAUAUAAAUCCAUCGUAGAAUUACUGUGGAAUAUUGGCUUUGAACAGAAUUUUUAUACAAAAUGCUCUCCAAUUCACAGACUGGAAUUUGUGUUAUAAUAAUUUGAUAUUGAAAUUAAAGCUGAUUUACAAAGGAAUUUGCAGCAUCUUCAAAUAUUGACAAAAAUCACAGUUGAUAGAAAUAUAGCCGAAGAAAUCGGAAUAAAAUAUAUAAAUAAAGGGAAGAAGAACUUUUAUAUUUAUUGUGGUGAGAGAGAAACAAGAAUGGAAGACGAAUUGUGUGAGAAAAAGAUUAAAUGUGAAGCAGAGUCUAAAAUUAUUGAUUUCCCUGAGGAUAUACAGAAAGAGAAAGGAAAGACAUUCUAUCAGUGUGAUAGCUGUAAUAAAUCAUUCUCUCUAAAGUGUAACUUAACUACUCACAAACGCAUUCAUACAGGAGAGAAACCAUAUCGCUGUGAUAUCUGUGAUAAAUCAUUUUGCCAGAAAGCCCACCUAAUUGGUCACAAACACAUUCAUACAAAAGAUAAGCCAUAUCAGUGUGACAUCUGUGGUAAAUCCUUUCCUCAGAGUUGUAACUUAACUACUCACAUACGUACUCAUACAGGGGAGAAGCCAUAUCACUGUGAUUUCUGUGGUAAAUCAUUCGCUCAUAAAGGCAGCCUAGUUACUCACAAACACAUUCAUACAAAAGAUAAGCCAUAUCAGUGUGACAUCUGUGAUAAAUCAUUUCCUCGGAGUUGUGACUUAACUACUCACAUACGCAUUCAUACAGGAGAGAAGCCAUAUCAUUGUGAUAUCUGUGGUAAAUCAUUCUCUGAAGAUAGUAACCUAACUAAACACAAACGUAUUCAUACAGGUGAAAAGCCAUAUCACUGUGAUAUCUGUGGUAAAUCAUUCUCUGAGAGUUCUAGCUUAUCUAGGCACAAACAUAUUCAUACGGGUGAGAGGCCAUAUCACUGUGACAUCUGUGGUAAGUCGUUUCCUGCAACAAGAAUCCUAAAUAUACACAAACGUGUUCAUACAGGAGAGAAGCCGUACCACUGUGAUAUUUGUGGUAAAUCAUUCCCUGCACCGAGUGUCUUAACUAUACAUAAACGUGUUCAUACAGGAGAGAAACCAUACGAGUGCGAUAUCUGUGGUAAAUCGUUUUCUGUGAAGCAUCACUUAAUGAUUCACAAGCGUAUUCAUACUGAAGAUAAACCAUAUCACUGUGAUGUCUGUGGAGCAUUCUUCUCUCAAAACAGUCGCUUAACUGCUCACAAGUAUAUUCAUACAGGAGAGAAACCAUUUCAAUGUGAUAUCUGCAGUAAAUCAUUCUUUGAAAGUAGUGAAUUAAGUCGUCAUAAACGUACUCAUACUCGAGAAAAGCCAUACUUUGAUAUUAUAUUUACUUUGUGUUACGUUGAUUUCCUUUUGAGGAAAAUAUCAAAUGACAUUGGUAUAAAAGAAUAUUAUUUGCCUGAGAUCCAUCAAUAUUUAUCAUCUUUUAGAGACAAAAAGACGUCAUACACAACAGAUAUAAACCUUCAUCAUCUAAAUCAAUGUGAUAUUGAAAUUAAAGCUGAUUUACAAAGGAUUUUGCAGCAUCUUCAAAUAUUGACAAAAAUCACAGUUGAUAGAAAUAUAGCCAAAGAAAUAGGAAUAAAAUAUAUAAAUAAAGGGAAGAAGAACUUUUAUAUUUAUUGUGGUAAGAGAGAAACAAGAAUGGAAGACGAAUUGUGUGAGAAAAAGAUUAAAUGUGAAGCAGAGUCUGAAAUUAUUGAUUUCCCUGAGGAUAUACAGGAAGAGAAAGGAAAGACAUUCUAUCAGUGUGAUAUCUGUCAGAAGUCAUUCUCUCAAAAGUGUAACUUAACUACUCACAAACGCAUUCAUACAGGAGAGAAACCAUAUCAAUGUGAUAUCUGUAGUAAAUCAUUUUCUCUAAAGCAUCACCUAAUUACACACAAACUUUUUCAUACGGGAGAGAAACCAUUUCACUGUGAAAUCUGUGGUAAAUCAUUCUCUCAGAAAGGUAACCUAGCUAGACAUACACGCUUUCACACAGGAGAGAAACCAUAUCAGUGUGAUGUCUGUGGUAAAUCAUUCUCUCUAAAUAAUCUCUUAGCUACACACAAGCAAAUUCACACUGGAGAAAAACCAUUUCACUGUGUUAUUUGUGGUAAGUCAUUUUCUCAAAGUGGUAACUUAACUACCCACAUACGUACUCAUACCGGAGAAAAGCCAUAUCACUGUGAAAUUUGUGGUGAAUCAUUUUCUCAAAAUGGCAACUUAAUUACUCACAAACACAUUCAUACAAGAGAUAAAAUCUAUAAUUGUGAUAUUUGUGGUAAACUAUUUUCUGGACAUGGUGAGUUAAUGGAGCACAAGCAUAUUCAUAGAGGAGAGAAACCAUUUCAUUGUGAUAUCUGUGGUAAAUCAUUCUCUCUGAAGCAUCACUUAGCUGCACACAACGUCUAUCAUACAGGAAAGAAGCCAUAUCAUUGUGAUAUCUGUGAUAAAUCAUUCUCUCAAAAAGGUUACCUCACUAGACACAGACGCUUUCACACAGGACAGAGACCAUUUCACUGUGAUGUCUGUGGUAAGUCCUUCUCUGCAAAUCAUCACUUAAGUACACACAAACAAAUUCACACAGGAGAAAAACCUUAUCUGUGUGAAAUCUGUGGUAAAUCAUUUCCUCAAAAUGUUAACUUAACAAUUCACAUACGCACACAUACGGGAAAGAAGCCAUAUCACUGUGAUAUCUGUGGUAAAUCAUUUGCUCAGCAAGGCAACUUGAUUACUCACAAACAAUCACACAAGAGAUAAACCACAUCACUGUGUCUGGUAAAUCAUUCUCUCAGCCAUGAAAGUCUCUUAACUAGUCACAAAUGCAUUCAUAAUGGAUGCAAGCUAAAUCUGUGUGAUACCUGUGGAAAAUUCUUUUCUCAAAACAGUCACUCAACUGUCAUAAACAUGUUCAUACAGGAGUAAGUUAACUGAACACAAACUCUUUCAUCAUCAUUGUUCCAUGCUGGCAUAGGUUGGACAGUUUGAUAGGAACUCGUAAAUCAGAGGACCGCAUGAAGUUUAUGUAGGCACAAAAGUCUUCAUACAGGAGCAAAACGAUAUUACUGCAAUAUCUGUGGUGAAGCGUUGUCAUUAUAUUAUCCUUUACCUACAUACAAACUCAAUUGUGGGGCCCAGGAUCUUGAGAUCUGACCUUGUUAUUCUUUGUAAAUAUUCUUAAUUACCUGAAAUUGAAAUAAAUGUGGUUUUGCUCUUAAA